Molecule: messenger RNA, 1041 nt
Organism: Lasiodiplodia theobromae
Lineage: Eukaryota; Fungi; Ascomycota; Dothideomycetes; Botryosphaeriales; Botryosphaeriaceae
Product: Cellulose-growth-specific protein
Exons: 1
Coding region: 1-1041 (346 amino acids)
Biological process (GO): carbohydrate metabolic process
Cellular component (GO): extracellular region
Molecular function (GO): cellulose binding
Source: RefSeq, a predicted model, not a curated record
AUGCAGUUCAGCCUUGCCACGAUCGCGGCCGUUGCCGCCAUGGUCCCGAGCAUCUCGGCCCACUACUGCUUCAACAAGCUGAUCGUUGACGGCGCCGUCGUCGACGCCGAGCCGUACGAGUACGUUCGCCAGAACACCAACGCCAACUCGCCCGUCACCGACGUCUCGUCCAACGACCUCCGCUGCAACGUCGGCGGCCUCGCCAGCGGCAGCAGCACCAAGACCAAGGAGGUCGCCCCCGGCGCCGAGGUCGGUUUCGCCCUCGACUCCAGCAUCGGCCACCCCGGCCCGCUCCAGGUCUACAUGUCCAAGGCCGACAGCACCGCCGCCGAGUACGACGGCUCGGGCGACUGGUUCAAGGUCUACGAGAUGGGCCCCGGCGAGAUCACCGACGACGGUCUCCAGUGGCUCAGCAACGGCCUGACCAACUUCACCUUCCCCCUGCCCGAGGAGACGCCCGCCGGCGAGUACCUCCUCCGCGUCGAGCACGUCGGUCUCCACGGCGCUUCUGAGGUCGGCGGCGCCCAGUUCUACAUCUCGUGCGCCCAGAUCAAGGUCACCGGCUCCGGCGCCGGCUCGCCCGCCCCCACCGUCAAGAUCCCCGGCGUCUACACCGGCGAGGAGCCCGGCCUGAAGAUCAACAUCUACUGGCCCAUCCCCACCAACUACACCAUGCCCGGCCCGGCCGUCUGGCCCGAGGGCUCUGGCUCUGCCAGCAGCGGUUCCGCCGCCACUCCCGCCGCCAGCACCCCCGCCGCCUCGACCCCCUCGCAGGUCGCCCAGCAGGCCGUCGCCGCCGUCUCGACCCCCGCCGCCGUCCCUACGCCCCAGGUCAUCCCCACCCCGGUCGUCGUUCCUACCCCCGACACUCCUCUCUUCACCCCGCCCGCCUACACGCCCGUCACCACCCCCAGCACCGGCACCGGCAGCUCCGUGAAGCAGUACGGACAAUGCGGCGGCUCCAACUACAAGGGCAGCACCGAGUGCGACUCCGGCCUCACCUGCAAGGCCUGGAACGAUUACUACAGCCAAUGUUUGUAA